Messenger RNA from Didymodactylos carnosus, 3471 nucleotides. The record is from the annotation of a GenBank genome assembly. NCBI's taxonomy places the organism in Eukaryota, Metazoa, Rotifera, Eurotatoria, Philodinida, Philodinidae.
AUGUUAUUAUUUCAAUGUUUAAAUAUGUUAUGCGGAAAACAGAAUAAACAAAAAAAUCAUCAUCAUCAUCAUCAUCACCAUCAACAACAACAACAACAACCAAUACAAUGUCAACAACUAAAUAAUAAUAAUAAUAAUAGUCGUAGUAUUAAACGUAAGCCUAUCAGUCAUAAUAUUAACAAAGUUACCAUCGAUAAUUUACCAAAAACAUCAAAAUAUAAUAAAAAAUUUAUAAAUUCAAAUUUUGAUCAAAUAUAUACAUCAUUAGCUGCCAAAAGUCGAACUACAAUCGAAUUAACAAAAAAAGAGGGUAGUCCGCUUGGCCUAACGAUAUCUGGUGGUGUCGAUAAAGAUGGUAAACCACGUGUAGCACAACUUAAACAAGGCAGUGUUGCUCAAAAGUGUGAUGUCCUUGAAAUUGGGGAUAUUAUCUUAAGUGUAAAUGGUAUUAAAACGGCUGGUUUAAAACAUGAUCAAGUUAUCGAAUUAAUUAAGCAAGUCGGCGAUCAAUUAACAUUAGAAAUUGAAUAUGAUCUACCAUCAUGGCCCAUUCAUGCUGUAAAUACCGUUCAUACAAAAACGAUUCAAAUUCAACUUGAAAAAGAAGGACACAGUUAUGGUUUUAUUCUACGAGGUGGCCUGUGUGAUGAUAAAUCGAAAACAAGACCUUUGAUUGUAACGAAAAUACGACCUGGAGGACCAGCAGAUAUUGAAGGAACAAUCAAAAUUGGCGAUCGUAUACUUGCCAUCAAUGGAAUAAGUGUUGCAUCAGCAACGUUACAAGAUGCACACAAUUUAAUGAAACAAUGUAGAGGAACAACAUUAUUUUUAAUUGAAUAUGAUGUUGCUGUUGUAGAUAGCGUUAAACAUGCCACUGGUCCAUUAUUGAUAGAAAUCGAAAAAUCACCAGGUUCAACAAUUGGAAUCAGUUUAACACAAAAAUGGAUUAGAGGACGAUCGAUUAUUAUCGUCGAUAAUGUUAAACCAGCCAGUAUUGCAGAUAGAUGUGGUGCAUUGAGAUGUGGAGAUCAAAUAAAUGCUAUUGAUCAAAAAUCAUUUGACAAUAUAGCACUGAAUGAUGCCAAUAAUGUCCUACGAUCAUGUACCGGAGAAUUUUGCCGUAUUGAAGUAACACCGUCCAGUUUUACAAGAUCACCAGAUCCAUCAUCACAUAGAGUAUCAAUAAAUGACAAUAGCACAUUUCAACGUGCUCCAUCUUUAAAUACUAUGGGCAAUUGGACCAUUCGAAAUAGUUUUCAAAAUAUUGCGAGAAAACCAACAAAAGCAAGACACAAUUCAAUAAUGUAUAACCACAUGAAAAGUAUAUGGCAUUUUCGAUUUGUUAAAGGUUCGUUGAAUUCUUGUUAUCAAUCUGUUAUUGGUAAUCAAGUAUGUCAUACGGAAACAAUGGAUGUCUCACUAAGGAUUGAUGACCAUGGUGGAUGCAAUUUUGGUUUUACUCUACAAGGAGCAUCGUUUACUUCGGAUGCAUUGAUGCAGCCACCAGUAAUCGGAUAUUUGGAACCGGGUGGAGUUGCUGAGAGAUCCGGUGUUCUACAACCAGGUGAUCGUGUUAUCGCUGUAAACGGUCAACAACUGGAAGGUUUAACAUUAGAAGAUGCAAGAACAGUUAUCAAAGAAACAAAUCAACAAAUUCAUUUAGAAAUUGAGUUUGAUGUCGCUGAUUCGGUUAUGUUAUCAUCUGGAACAUGUCAAGUAAAAAUUUUAAGAAAAAAUCUCGACCUUGGUUUAUCUGUAACUUAUCCUCGAUGUAGUCGUCCAGAUGAAGCACCAUUAAUUAGUGAUGUAAAAAAAGGCAGUAUAGCAUACAGAUGCGGAAUGAUACAGCCUGGCGAUCGUUUAUUAUCCAUUGAUCAUCAUACAUUACGCAAUAAAAGUUUAACAGAAAUCAUCCAUUUAUUAAAAAAUUGUGACGAAAUUGUGAGACUGAAGAUAAAAAAGGAUGAUAUAUAUUCGGAGGAUAAUCUUAACGAAAAUAUUGUUGUGUAUAAAGUACAAUUGCUGAGGCAAGGUGGACCACUUGGAUUAACUAUUUCGGGAAGUGAAGAUGUGUUUGAACCAAUUGUAGUAUCAGGAUUAUGUGAGGGUGGACUUGCUGAUAAGACAAAUGCCAUUCAUAUUGGUGAUCGUAUAUUGGCAAUUAAUGAUGUAACACUAAGAGGAAAAGGUCUUAAUGAAGCCAUUAAAUUAUUGCAAGCAAGUGGAGAUGAGAUAACUCUAAAAAUAUCGAGGUUGCUUGAUCAACAAACACAGAAAUUACGUAAUUUUCAUAAUGAAGAUUAUACGCCCUCUGUUGAUAGUGCAAUGGAAUCGUGGGAUAGUUCAAAUACUGAGCAUCGUUUGAGUGAUAACAGUGAUCAUAAAGAAAAUGACAAUAAUCAUAAUCACAAUCAUGUGAAUGGUAGUGAUAAUAUACUACCUCGAAAUGAUUUUAUUUUGAAACAUGGUCAUCAUUUAACUUUAUCUCGUCCAUCGGGAUAUCGUACACCACCUACAAAUGGUCGUCCAUUAGAAGCUAUUCGUCAUUCGGAUAGUGGUGACAGUAUUCAUGCAGCUGAACGAGAAUUAACUCGAGUACUCAAUGAUUUAGAAGUAUGUGCGGUUUCAUCCAGACAAACAAAGCAAAUAGAUAACAGCCAACGAUCUCAUAGUCAUCGUUCUACAACCAGUAAUCAUCAUCAUCAUUAUGAUAAUAAUGAUAGAAAAUAUGAUAAUUGUGAUGGAAAUGAUCAUAGUCCACCUUUCUGUAAUGGAUUUAUCAAUCAUAAUAGAAAUCGACCCUCUAUGACAACUAAUAAUGGUCAAAAUACAAAUGGUAACAGCACAGAUCUUGUAGUUAAUGCACUUGUACAUUCUACAGCAACUAGUAAUUCGUCAAACGAGAUUACAAAUAGAAAUACAAACAACAAUAACAGUAAUAGUAAUCAUCAUAAUCCAAAUAGUUAUAUUUUUCAACAUAUUAGACGCGAUGUAUUGGCAGUUAUUCUUAAACGUGAUAAACGCAUCCUAGAUUUUGGAUUUUCUAUAUCGGAUAGACUCUAUGGAACCGGAGUGUACGUUAAUAAAAUUCGACCAAAUGGACCUGCUGAACACGAAGGAACACUAAGACCAUGCAUGAGAAUAUACAAGGUAAAUUCAAUUGAUGUAACCCGCAUGGAAUGUAAUCAAGUUGUUCCACUACUCUCAAAUUCUAAUGAUGAAUUACAAUUGAUUGUUAGUCGUACACCAGCGCCAAUGUUUGAUGAAACAGAUGAACACGAUUUAUUAUCCGAUUUAGAGGAAGAAGAGACAACUACCACCACUACUACAGGAACCACCGUUUUACAGAACGAACAUUAUCAUCCGAAUGAAAAUAGUAACAAUAACAAUAAUAGUGAUAUAUCAUCAACGGAUUCAACAUGGAAAGAUGAUUUUGCUCUAUUAUCACAAUCGAAAACUAGUACAGUUUGA